UUACUAAAUCACGAAUUCCUUCUCAUACAAUUUGAUGACCCUUCCUCGUUAAAAAACAAGCCAGAGAAAGGGAUAGGGAAGUUGUAGAAAGAAGCUCGAAUUCCUUGGAGGCAUCAGGCAUGGCUGAUAAACUGGCCCCUGAGAAACGUCACAGCUUCACCCACAACGAUCAGAAGGUCUUCGAAUGGGACCAAACGCUUGAAGAGUUGAACAUUUACAUCAAUCUCCCGGAAAAUGUUCCUAAGAAGCUAUUCUAUUGCACCAUAAAGUCCAAACAUUUGGAAGUUGGGAUUAAAGGCAACCCUCCUUACCUUAGCCAUGAUCUUUCCAAUCAUGUAAAGACCGAUUGUUCAUUCUGGACUUUAGAGGAUGAUAUAAUGCAUGUAACCCUUCAGAAGAGGGAUAAAGGACAGACAUGGCCUUCUCCUAUCAUGGGUCAAGGUCAGUUGGAUCCCUAUGCCACAGAUAUCGAACAGAAGCGCCUCAUGCUUCAAAGAUUCCAAGAAGAGAAUCCCGGGUUUGAUUUUUCACAAGCUCAGUUCAGUGGCAAUUGCCCCGAUCCCAAGACCUUCAUGGGCGGGAUCCGAUCGACUUAAUCUUGGUAUAUGAUUACUUGAUGAUUCAAUUUCAUUUUGACCAAGAUUGCCCCAUUAUCCCAUAAAUCAUGGUUUACUACUUGUUGUCAAGCUAAAACUUGAUUUUCCGUUGUAUGUCACCAUGACUUUUGAAAUGGAAUUGAUUGAACCAAACCUAAUUCAUGUUAUUAACUUAAAUAUGUCUUGUGAUGGGUAAAUUUAGUAAAUUGUAGGCACUUGUGACCACUACUGAUAAGUCAUUUUUAGUGACCACUAAAGCUUGAUGUGGCCAUAUCAAUUUAAAUUUAAACUUGAAUUUUGCCAGCCGGAUUAACUAGUGGGAUCACCUGGAAUGAUACACACCUUCAUUUUAUCCAAGUUACCCCUCUAGUAUGACAGCUAUUGUCUGCUUGGUGCAUUUAGCACUCCUGGUUUUCUGGAGACUAGAGAUACAAGUUUUUCAUCACAUGCAUUAUAAGUUUAACCCAUGUGAUCAGCUGCACAAGUAUGUUUGUUCAUAAUAUAAAUCCAUUAUAACACAAUCAAACCUAUUAUGUAUUUUCACUGUUUCGGCAUAUCAGUAGGAGUCUAGCUAGGGACUCAAAGCUGAACUUUUAUCUCUGACUUGGUUGUUGUUUAAACUUCUAACUACCUGAUGGACUUGAAUAUGGAUGUUUUUAAUGGGACUGAAAUUUUCUGGUCUAGUAUUGGUCUAGUAAAUGUCUGGUUUAUGUGUAUUUUAUAUCUAUUCAAGUCUGGUCUGGUCUGAUCUGGUCAGGUUUGGUCUGAUCUGGUAUUCUGGUUAGGUCUAAUCUGGUCUGGUCCGGUCCAGUCCGGGACUGAAAACAGUCCAAGUCAAAACAUCCUAUGUAUGUAUUAAAUGCAUACAUUGAUACAUGAUACAUCAUAAAUGCUUAAUUGAGAUCAAAGUAAUUUUUUGAGGCAAGCAUAAACGCAUCCAGUUUUGACUAAUUCAACUUCAAAUUGAUCCUUGCUUGGUUGAUUUUAAAUGCUUUUCAAGCCUAAUUAGUUUUAAGGGUGUUUGAUGGAAAUCCUGACUCUAAUAUUGAGGAAGUAGAAGAUAAAGAGUAAACUUAUAGACUAAAUAUAGGAAUUUAUAACCAAUAAAUCAUAACUUAUAAAGCUCUCCAUAAUAAUUACGAAAAUGCCACCGCGUAUAAAUUUUUUCCAUGUUUCCGUAAUAUUUUUUGCGGUGGCACUUUCGUAAUUAUUUUCGAGGGGUCUAUAAGUUAUGAUUUAUUGGUUAAAAGUUCCUAUAUUUAGUCUAUAAGUUUAACUUCGCAAUUCUCAGCCUAAAAGCAUUCCUCACCUGAUCCGCUCCCUAUAUCCAACCCACAAAAAGGGUUGGAUAAUUUUUAAGUUUCAAAAUGAAGAGGAUAGAUCAAAAGUACUUCUUGGGGGACCGUUCACCGUGUUUGGGAAACUCUUAAUGCUCAAGGAACUUUCAGAAAACUUUUCGUUUGAAGAUGAAGAAUUUCUAAAAGUACCAAUUUGGGUUAAGUUUCAUGAUUUACCAAUGCAACUAUGGAAUGAUGAGGCAAUGAGUGAGGUGGCUUCCAUGGUUGGGGUUCCUAUAACCACGGAUAAAAUCACCCAAGAAAGGAUUAACAACGACUAUGCUAGAGUGUUGAUAGAGGUCGACGUCUCGAAGCCACCACCACUCUCGUUUCCUAUACGACUACCUUCCCAAAAGGUAUUCAAGCAAAAUGUGGUGUAUGAAACUUUUCCGAGUUAUUGCUUUCAUUGCAAAGAAUAUGGGCAUCACCCAUUUAUUUGUAAGAAGUUAUCAAAAUGUGGGAGUGGGGUAAACAUAGAAAAGGAAAAUUUUGAUGUUGCAGGAAAUAAAAUUGAUAAGGUUGAUGCUGCUACUGCUCGGGCAGAAACUGCCCAGAGGACUGACCCGCCCGGGCUGCCUCUUUACCCGACCGGGUCACAGGGGAAAUAUACUGCACAGAUCCAAAACCCGCCCGGGUCUUCCCAAAACCCGCCCGGGUUCCAGCGGCAAACUGCUCCUGCACCUUCUACAGCUUCUGCCGGGGGUACGCCUCGCGCUCCCAAUGUUGUCCCGCCAUCCAAAACUGUUGAUAAGGUUUCCGAGGCCGGUUUGGAAGAUGCCGAUAGGGUUGUGAUGCAUGAAAAAGAUUUGAAGUUAAAUGACGUUGUCAUCAAAUGUGCGGUCAUAAACGGUAAGGCACUCAAGCUAGAUGUGAAACCAUUUAAGUUCGUGCACGCGAGUGUGAUUAGAGUGGAUACCUCCCUUCGACUUACAGACGAUUUGGAUAGGAAAGGCCUUACUUUCACUGCCAAAUGUCUCGAGGGGAUGCCGGGAGUUACUAAGAAAAAAGGUGAGGUUUGUUUUGACUCAAAGUUCACUUCUCCUUUCCGAGCUUUCUUUGGACUUUAGAUUAGGAACUCCUAAUAUUCUGUUGUAGUAGCUUGAUUUUUUUGUGUGAACUUUACGUUUGAUCCUACUGUUUCUGGGACCAAAAUAUUGAUUUGGGAGGAGGGAAUGUUUGAUUUUGUGGUAUCCUAUAUACUGGGAUAUGCACCUUGCUUGUAACAUUGAAUUGUUAUUUUUUUUUCGAUUUCUAAUAUACUUACAUAUUAUCGAAA
Messenger RNA from Cuscuta epithymum, 3209 nucleotides. The record is from the annotation of a GenBank genome assembly. Lineage: Eukaryota; Viridiplantae; Streptophyta; Magnoliopsida; Solanales; Convolvulaceae.